UACGUGUGGCUUUCCCAUCCCAGCCGUACUGUACUCACCAGUGCAGUGUCAGGGAAGAAGCAGUCGCGAAUGUUGUCUAUGUUGGUGCGAGGGUCAAGAUCCACCUGCAUCAUCCACUGCAUCAAUGGAUCAAACUCCAGCAGACCUUUAUUCUACAUCAGAAGAUCAAGAUCCAGCAGACCUUUAUUCUACUAUCAGAAGAUCAAGAUCCAGCAGACCUUUAUUCUACAUCAGAUCAAGAUCCAGCAGACCUUUAUUCUACAUCAGAAGAUCAAGAUCCAGCAGACCUUUAUUCUACAUCAGAAGAUCAAGAUCCAACAGACCUUUAUUCUACAUCAGAAGAUCAAGAUCCAGCAGACCUUUAUUCUACAUCAGAAGAUCAAGAUCCAGCAGACCUUUAUUCUACAUCAGAAAAUCAAGAUCCAGCAGACCUUUAUCUUGCAUCAGAGGAUAAAGAUCCAGCAGACCUUUGUCCUACAUCAGAUUAUCAAGAUCCAGCAGACUUUUAUCCUACAUUAGAGGAUCAAGGUCCAGCAGACCUUUAUCCUACAUCAAAGGAUCAAGAUCCAGUAGACCUUAGUCUUACAUCAGAGGAUCAAGAUCCAGUAGACCUUUAUACUACAUCAGAGGAUCAAGAUCCAGUAGACCUUUAUACUACAUCAGAAAAUCAAUAUUCAGCAGACCUUUAUCUUACACCAGAGGAUCAAGAUCCUGCGACUUUUAUCCUACAUUAGAGGAUCAAGGUCCAGCAGACCUUUAUCCUACAUCAAACGAUCAAGAUCCAGUAGACCUUAGUCUUACAUCAGAGGAUCAAGAUCCAGUAGACCUUUAUACAUCAGAGGAUCAAGAUCCAGUAGACCUUUAUACUACAUCAGAAAAUCAAUAUUCAGCAGACCUUUAUCUUACACCAGAGGAUCAAGAUCCAGCAGACUUUUAUCCUACAUUAGAGGAUCAAGGUCCAGCAGACCUUUAUCCUACAUCAAACGAUCAAGAUCCAGUAGACCUUAGUCUUACAUUAGAGGAUCAAGAUCCAAUAGACCUUUAUACUACAUCAGAGGAUCAAGAUCCAGUAGACCUUUAUACUACAUCAGAAGAUCAAUAUUCAGCAGACCUUUAUCUUACACCAGAGGAUCAAGAUCCAGCAGACUUUUAUCCUACAUCAAAGAAUCAAGAUUCAGGAGACGUUUAUCCUACAUCAAAGAAUCAAGAUCCAGCAUACGUUUAUCCUACAUCAAAGGAUCAAGAUCCAGCAGACGUUUAUCCUACAUCAAAGAAUCAAGAUCCAGCAGACGUU
Molecule: messenger RNA, 1294 nt
Organism: Cherax quadricarinatus
Lineage: Eukaryota; Metazoa; Arthropoda; Malacostraca; Decapoda; Parastacidae
Source: RefSeq, a predicted model, not a curated record